This is a messenger RNA of Oncorhynchus mykiss (rainbow trout), 3012 nucleotides long. The record is from RefSeq and is a predicted model, not a curated record. NCBI's taxonomy places the organism in Eukaryota, Metazoa, Chordata, Actinopteri, Salmoniformes, Salmonidae.
CCCGCUCUGUGAACAUGAACUUUAUGCCUUUGUCUAUUCCUCGGACCUCACGUAAUAUCAGCAGCUCUCUCAGCAGGGGCAUAGAAAUUACUUCGCCAAUAGCGUAUUUUCCUGGAGUAUAGAUUAUACAAUAGUUUAGCUUUUUGAUAUGGAACGCGUUUCGUCUAGGCUCCAUCCCCUUGUGCUCCUGCAUGCUUCGCGGUCAGAAAUGGCUUCACCACAGUCACCGUCUCUACCAGCCCCUGUCUAGAGCAACCCAACGGUUGCAGAAAGAGAGAUAGAGAAAGAUAAAGCAGCGGACUGUAAAUUACGCGGUGUUUACCUAAUUGUUAAAUUCAGCUUUUUGCUCUUCCAUCAAUUGGCAGAUUUGGGGACGUUUGCUACGCCCGGUGUAGCGGUGUAGAGGUCUAUUCGUCAGCAUACCUUUCCGAUGGGCCAGCGAGUUUGCGUCACCGUCACUAUAGACAACCGGGAGAACUCAGACGCGGACAACGAAAUGAGGACCGAUACAGAAUGAAGGGGAUAUGUACAGUAUCGGUGAAGAAACCCGUGCUUAUUGCAAUGCUGCCUGAAGAAUGGGAGCGGGUUCCUCCAGCGCGAUUAAGUUCCUUUCGGACGGUUUGCAACUCCAGCGCGCGAUUAUUGGAGGACGGCCCCACGUGACUUCACGGUUUACCCCUCUGGUAAUAUUAUUCAAUACAGUCUUAAAGCUUAUUUAAAGUCUUCUGCAUAAAGCUUUUACAUUUACGUUCGUUGUAAAAGCUAUAUAUUUAACAUGCAAAAGUGCACACCUUCCCAGAGUUAUAUUUAUCAGAGUGAAUUUGAUGAAGUGCACCCUGCUAGGUCUAUGGACCAGCACCAGUCCCUUCUCCCAUGUCAUCUACAGGGCGAACCCAACACUGCAACCGAACCUGCUGGAUGCGUCACCGGACACAGUGAGGGAGGCCACGCGCCACAAUUCCGAGAGAUUCCACUCUUCCAGCGUUCAGUCACCUCUUCUGCUUGUAUCAGCUGCACGCCGUACCCGACUGACCCGUUAUGGGGCACCCCGGACCCGGUGGAUACCCGCCAUGCCAAGGGCAAAGCAGUCGUCAGAGACAAGAGGUGCAGUGCAUCCACUUACUUCCUCUCACCGAGGCAUCUCUUCCCCUGGAUGAGAGAAACUCGGCAUGACCUACACCAGAGUGCAUCGGACUCCAACGAAUUAGGUGAUUCAGUGUGCAGUCGUAACGAGGCUAGUGGUCUCCCAAGUAGAGGAAGAGACGGAGGGCGAGACGGAGGGCGAGACGGAGAGAGGCGAGCGAGGACGGCGUUCACCAGUACUCAGCUAGUGGAGCUGGAGAAGGAAUUUCACUUCAGCCCCUACCUAUGUCGACCACGCAGGCUGGAGAUGGCUGCGGGCCUGAGGCUCACAGACCGGCAGAUCAAGAUCUGGUUCCAGAACCGACGCAUGAAAUACAAGAAGGAUCAUAAGGAGGACAGAGGGACAGCGACUGAGACACCGUCGCCGUGCCUCUCUACCACCACACACAUGCCAUCCCUCAGCCCAAGGUCCUCUGUUGGAGUUGGGUACUCGGGAUUCAGAAGUGCUGGUCUGGUGAGAGGGACUCGGUCUCCAAACCUUCUCCUCGUUAAUUGUGAUCGUACCCCGGCGUCGGGUUCUCACAGUAAGGCCAACACCAGUGACUGUUUACGUGUUACUCCCAUGGACCUUCCCCAGCUCACCACCGGAACUGUGCCUGACUCUGAUAGUCUGCAGUCGGCCCUUACGGUUGUAGACAGCGGAUGUUUGUGCACGGGUCUCUCCAAACUCGCCCCAGGGCACCUAUCCUCUUAUGUUGACAGUGACAUCAGUGCAUAUUUCAGAUGUAGAGGAUGCCUCUUAGACCUAGAACCCCCUACACUUACUCACCUGUAAGAGCAGGCCUAUGCCACAAACCUAAACACCUAGACCUUCAGUAAUAUGUGAACCAGCAUUCUGGAGGCUAGCUUUCUUUCAACUUUCUGAUAGUGGCUCAUUGAAGAAUGCAGAUUUAUUACCUAUAGGGUUUCCAGUAUCCUUAUAGGUUUCUAGUCCAAAAGCGACCACUACUGCCCCCUCUGUUCCUGUUACACCUUGUGGCAAAAUGUUAUCUUUUUUGAAUCAAAAUUGACAUGAUUUACAUUAGCAAUAAAAUCCUCAAAGACAUCCUGCUACUGUUUUGCAUGUCAAAUGCAUGUUUUGAACACAUUAUCAAUCCAUUUUUGUAUUUUCAUGUGUCAUGGCUUGUGCUUGUCAUCUAUUUAAAUCAGAGAGAAAGGAAUUUUACUUUGCAGUAUAGCGUAACGUACUAGCGAUCAGUUUUGUUUUUUCAAGAGCUCCUAAUGUGUCAAAUAAUUGUGGCGGCCAUAUCUGUAAAUCAGAGAGAAAGGAAUUUGACUUGGGCUGUAGGUGUCAUGUGUUAGGCCAUGUUUUGUGUUCUUAUCAUUAAAUAGCUGUUCGUUCGUGUGAGUUUGUGUAAGUGUGAAAACACAGAAGCAUAUGUUCAUAUUGAAUGAAGUUCUAUUUUUGUUAUAUAUGUGUUUGUGUUGAAGCUAGAAUCCUUCGUUAAAACAAUAUCAACAUGUCUCCCUGUCCCUGUUUCGCUAAAAAAGCUAAGGGAUGGGGCUGGAGAAAUGUAACUACUCUCAAAUUCAUAGACAGCGCUAUGGAUGCAAGGACUGACCAUCCAUGAUUUCAAUUGUAUCGUUUUAACCGUGUUUCGAGGCUAUACAGUGUUUGUUUACAUUUACAUUGUUGACAAACAUUGGGGUAAAACAAGCUUAUGUUUGUGUUCUGAUAGGGUACGACUGUUGAACUAAGCUCAUGCGGCAUUUAUAAGUUAUAUUCUUCAAGAGUCAAUGGGUAUAUGCCAUUCAUCUAUAAAUUAAAACUGGAUGCAGAAACUAAGGAUCACAGCUUUGAAAAAAAAACGUCUUUGAUACUGUUCUUGAUUAAUGAGAUGUUUAAUAAAGGCAUUUGUGGAAAAUCAA